Molecule: messenger RNA, 882 nt
Organism: Phyllotreta striolata
Lineage: Eukaryota; Metazoa; Arthropoda; Insecta; Coleoptera; Chrysomelidae
Source: the annotation of a GenBank genome assembly
AGAUUUUCAGCGAAAUGGUUUCAGCGCAACUCUAGCACGACCAAAUUGGCACAAAAAAUUGGUUUCAUCGGCGACGGCAACAUGGCGAAGGCGAUUUGCAGAGGAAUCAAACGAAAAGGCUUGAUAGAUUAUUCCCAAGUGUACGUAUCCAGUCCUUUCAUAAAAAACCUGGACAGUUGGAAGGCGUUGGGAGCCAAUGUUUUCACCAAUAACGCUUUGGUCGUAGAGCAAUCAGAUGUAAUUUUCCUCGCUGUAAAACCUCACGUAUUUUGCCAAGCCAUUGAACAAAUCGAAAGCAAUUCGGACAAGAACAGCACGAAGAACAAAUUGUUCAUCUCCAUUAUAGCCGGGCUGACUACCAAUAACGUUGAAAAGGUGCUUCAGAGUUUCGAAGGCAGCAGAAUCGUCAGGAUUAUGCCCAAUACACCGAUGCUCAUCGGAGAAGGGUGUUCCGUGUACUGUCCGGGUAGCAAAGCCACAAAAGAAGAUUUGGAUCUCGUCGAGACCAUUCUACAAUCCACCGGAAUGUGCCAACUGCUACCCGAGCACAUGAUCGACGCCGUGAUGGCGGUGUCUGCGAGCGGACCUGCAUUCGUGUACAUCUUCAUCGAAGCGCUGUCGGACGGGGGCGUGAGGAUGGGGUUGCACCGAGAGAUGGCCACCAAAUUCGCCGCUCAAAUGGUGAUGGGAGCCGCUAAGAUGGUACUAGCUACUGACAAGCACAUGGGUACUCUGAAGGACGAGGUUUGUUCGGCCGGCGGCGCUACGAUAGCGGGGGUACACGCCAUGGAAAAGGGGAGAGUUAGAGGUGCUAUAAUGGAUGCUGUGCAAGCGGCGGCUCUUCGAGCAGCGGAACUGAACGAGAGGAGCAAAAAACUAUAG